AUUCAGCGGGUUUUGAGUAAUAAAUGCGUCUCUGUAACUUCUCUUCUUUUCUCUCUGCAUUUUUCAGUCUUUUUCAUAUUCACCGCCUAAAAAUGCUUCCGCCAGAAGGAUAAAUCAGUAGCCGGAGUUCUCUUGCUCAGUUGCCGCUCGUUUUCGCGUAGAAAACUCAGCGGCGGCAGGAGAAGGCGGAGCUGUUGGCGGUGAUUAAUUCAAUUUCGAGAAUCGACACCGCUGGAUUGUCGAUUAAAUUUGGGAUUUUAAGAUGCAGAAACUUCAGAUUCAUAAUAAAGAAGGAAUCAAUGCAGAGAAACCAAAUGUUGGUGAGGAAGCAAGACUGCCAAUGCAAACAGAGUCUAAUACCAGAAAGGGAAAUCAGAUGCGGCAGAAAUUUAAACGUCCUCCAAGGUAUUUUCAAUGCCAAGCAUGUGAUGGGAAGAUCAACAAACGCAAGAAACGUAAAUCUAAGAAGCAAAGAGCAUGCUACAUUUGUGGUCGUAUUGGACACAAAGGAAAUCAAUGCAAACAGGUGAACGGUUGCUUCAUAUGUAAUAAAAAGGGACACUUGGCCAUAGAUUGUCCGUACAGAAAUGCCGGAACAGGCCGUGCUUUGCAAUUUUGUUUAGUAUGUGGAGGUUCUGGCCACAACAUGUUCUCUUGUACCAAUGAUUAUGAUUCCAAAGAUCUCGAGGCUAUUGAAUGCUACGUUUGCGGAAAAGCCGGUCAUCUUUGUUGCAUUGACAACAAAACCGAACGGCUAAUAAAAGCCACUUGUUACGGAUGCGGACAGCCCGGCCAUUUUGGUUGGAACUGCCCACAAGUGAAAGAUGUUUCCAAUAAUUCGCUGCGCCCGAAGAUUAAAGUGAACGGUUUUAUCAAUAAAUCGUCAAUUAGAGUGAGUGAUCGUUUCCAUCAACCAAAAGUGAAUGGUUUUGUCAAUAAUCCAUUGCGCCCGAAGAUUGAAGUGAGCGCUUGUUCUCAACAGCUAUGCGUAGAGGCAAUAUCCAUAGAUAAAGACGAAGUUGGAGCUAAACCUAAGAAGAUGGAGAUGUUGUGCAGAGAUCCUAACAGGAACGAAUUUAUGCCUGCUUCUGGAACUAAUCUUGGUCGUUCUCGAGUAAACAGCCGGUGGGGGCCACCAAUUGUCGUCGCCGGCCCAUAUAAUCAUGGUGAAGCUGCAAGACAUCCUCAUGCAGGUCUUAUUCCGUCGUAUCCUCCGGCUCCCCUUUAUUAUCCUCAAAAUGGUGGCCCGAUCCAUCGAAUGAUGACUCCUCAACACCCUUACCCUCAACCAUAUGAGAAUGGUAGUCUUAGCAAUCGGCGUGCAACGUUCUUCCCCGGAACUACAGGUCAAAUUCGUUAUCCCGCCGGAGGAGUUCUUCCUCAUCAAAUAAUGGGUCCUCCUCUUCUGCCAACACAGAACCAUCUUCCUCCGGUAUACCCAAAUUGGAGGAGUUGGAAUUGAUUUAUUGUAUUUGUGCAACAGCCAACAGGUAACUAUUUCUAACAGAAUUUUUGUGUUUAAUUUGUUUAUACAUUUGAGAUUAUGUACUGAUCAGCACAACAUAAGAAUAUAUAUAUGAAAUGAACAAAUCAGGUUGUUGGAUUCUCACUUUGAUAUUUAGAUUUGACAUAAAUUA
Molecule: messenger RNA, 1637 nt
Organism: Andrographis paniculata
Lineage: Eukaryota; Viridiplantae; Streptophyta; Magnoliopsida; Lamiales; Acanthaceae
Exons: 7
Coding region: 263-1462 (399 amino acids)
Molecular function (GO): nucleic acid binding; zinc ion binding
Source: RefSeq, a predicted model, not a curated record